This is a messenger RNA of Racocetra fulgida, 999 nucleotides long. NCBI's taxonomy places the organism in Eukaryota, Fungi, Glomeromycota, Glomeromycetes, Diversisporales, Gigasporaceae. The record is from the annotation of a GenBank genome assembly.
AUGCACUUUGGUGCAACGACUACCCAACGUGUUGAAGGUGCGCAUUCAGCCAUGAAGCAUGCAAUCAAAACCUCAGGAAAUUUGACGAAAGCUUUUAAUUCUUUGGACCGAUGGUUGCGUUUGCAUCAUGAAGAGAAUUCACUACAAUAUGAAAAUGAAAGCAUAAGCAUUGAUCCAUUGUUAGCACAAGAGGAUAAGGAUCGAUUAGAGCCACUUUUAGGAAAAGUAUCACAAUUUGCACUGAAUAAGAUUAAGAACGAACUUCUCAGCACGACUGCAUAUAAAGCUUGCUUUUUUUCUGACGAACAGCAAAAGACUGCUCUUUUAAACAAGCUUGAUGAUAUUUUGGCGGUUCCAGAAGUUAAACUUUCUGAUAUAAAGGUACCAGAAAAGAUUGUAGGAAAAGGCCGUCCUUCUGGAACAAAACGAUUACCGACUGCAUUAGAGCAUCAAAGUUCGAAGAUUUUAUUAAAUUAUCGCAUUCCAGCUAAUGAUAUAGACCAGAUAUACAAUCCGCUAAAUGAUGGUAAUUGUGGGUUUUGUGCACUUGCUUUUGCUAUCAGAGGAAAUGAAGAAAAUUGGGAUCUCAUUAAAUUAGCAAUGAACAAUCAAUUAAGUAAGCGAAUGGAGGUUUACAAAGACUGGUUAGGCUACAACACUGACUCGCUUAAAUGGAUAUUAGAAUUUCGAGCAUCACCUUGUCAACCUUCACAAUGGUUUGUAUCACCAGAUUGUGCUCAAUUGGCUGCCAGCACAUUUGCUGUUCCUAUUGCUAUCUUUGAUGAGAAAAAUGAACAGAGUAUGUUGUUCUUUCCAUUGGAAACACCACCAGUGCAUCGAAAAACCUCGAUUAUCUUACAUUUCAUAAAUGGAAACCAUAUUGUAUAUGUAGGUAUGAAAAGUUAUGCAAAGAUCAAUUGGCCAGCAGUUAAUGUUCAGCAUAUACCAUUAUGUCGUAAAUAUGGUAUUGAAGACCACUGGUCAAAACUUUUUGCAUAA